AUGGGAGAGGCUUGGGAUCGGUUCUUUAGGUCCAGGGCAGCUCAGAAAGCGGCCUAUCAUGGGAGAGCUGGCGCUAAAGUAAGAUGGUUACUGUAACUUUCAUGCAAGAAAUUGUAGCAAGUCAGAUCGUUUCCAGAAUGGACUUCUAUGUUGGCAUUGCCACAGGUUGUCUACUUCCGAAGAUUCUGCAGUUUUUUCUGGUUUCUGUUGUUCUUGGCUGCUCUGGGCAUUGCUGCAUGGCAACUUAUUGAGACCAUCAAAAAUUACCGAAGCUACGGUUUUACUACAACAAGAACAUUGAACUUUGAUGCUCAUCCCUUUCCUGCUGUAACUGCGUGUGAUCUAAAUCCAUUCAAACGGGAUUUGGCCUAUCAGAAUGCUGAGGUAUCUGUUCUCAUAGAAAACUCGAGCAAACCGCUUUACUUUAGAUUGUAACGUUAAUGAAUGCACUGGAAUAUGCAUUUGAGAAGACUCGCUGUUCAACGAAUAACUGCACGGUUGACACUAAUUCAACUUUAGAUAGUUAUAUCAGCGAGUAUGGCCUUAGUGUAAGAUCAAAACAACCUCAAACUUAUUUGACAGGACUUAAGAGACACUUCAACGGUGGUCUUGCAAGCAUCGCGAUUGCUGACGUUGAUCACUGGAUCAUUAAAUUUGACGAGUGCUUCGGCGCAGUAUGAUGAUUUCAUUCAAGGUUGCAGUUUCAAUACGCAAGACUGUGUUGACACGUAAGCUCGGUUAUAGGUUGAAAAUGCUGAGUUAUUGAAUUUAUAGCGACUGGACCAAAUUUGAAAGCCAGGCAAUGGGAACUUGUUUCACGUUCAAUAUUGCUAAGGCUCGAAAUGUCUCAAGAGUUGGCCCAAUUUACGGCCUGAGGGCUAUUAUAAAAACCAAUGUUUCGCAAUAUUUGCCAGUCUCUCCUAGUGCUGGAUUCAAAGUUUUGGUUCACCACCAAGAUGAAUAUCCAUUCCCAGAUAUCUAUGGGGUGAAUGUUAUGGUCGGCAGUGCCGCUAUGGUGGGAGUAAGGGCUUUUAUAUGCGUUGUGUAAGAUUAGUCUAGGUGUCUUACACUGAAGUAACACGCCUCGGUCAGCCAUACAGUAAAUGUGUCCUAGACUCUCCGGAGGAUUAUAUUUAUCCGAAGAAUUAUUCGACCGAAGGAUGUUUGAGGUCGGCAUACCAACUGUCCGUAAUUAAGAAUUGCGGAUGCUACGAUCCCUCUUUUCCGGCAUCAUCUAAUCUGACUGUUCAGACCAAUGACGGGACUAAUGUCAGCAUGAAACGGAUUGGUGCUUGCACUUUGGAUAAUUGUAAGUUUUUGUACUAUUGUGCAAGGGCGAAAACGGCAAAUGUGAGUGAUAUUUGUAGAUGCUUGCUGGAUUUCCCAGAGCGAUUCCAAUUUUGUAAACAAUUGUACUAACCCAUGCUAUGAGACGAGCUAUUCCGUUGGCGUCUCCUUUGCCAGUUGGCCAAGUGGAUCUUCUUCGACUAUCGGGGCUUGUAUGGGCGGGGAUUACGGUAACUUGACGUGUGAUGUGAUGUACGCUCAGAACGGGGCGUUGAUUCAAGUUUUCUUCGAAGCUCAGAGCUAUGAAGUUAUGGCUGAAGUUCCAACUUAUCCGGUUAGCAAUCCGCUAUAGAGUUGUGAUUGUAUUUCAGACGAGCAGUUUCUUAUCCGAUUUUGGUGGAACUUUGAGUUUGUGGAUCGGAGGGUCCAUAUUGGUUCUGUUGGAAAUCGCUCUUCUGUUCAUACAGGUACUGAUCUCAUUUUUCGUUUAUAUUCGCGUUUCUUUAGUGCGUUUUCACUUGCAUUUGUCCUUGUUGCGACAGACAUAUUGGAUAUUGA
Bursaphelenchus xylophilus (pine wood nematode) is the source of this 1845-nucleotide messenger RNA. The record is from the annotation of a GenBank genome assembly. NCBI's taxonomy places the organism in Eukaryota, Metazoa, Nematoda, Chromadorea, Rhabditida, Aphelenchoididae.